AUCAGACCUGCAGCAGCAGAAGCGCCUACAGUGUGAGUCCACUUCCUCCCUUAAGUUAAGUUAAGACAGGUGCAUGUGAGAAGACACAGAGGGAGGACGAUUGUCAACUGCAGUUGGACAGACUAACAAAGAACAAAAAGUCUUUUUCCCAGAUAAAAAUACCACCGAUAAGGGGAAGCGAAACCAGAAGUGAAGAUGAACCUGUUCGUCAUCCUCGCCGUCCUUACAGCAGUCUGUCUUAACGUGGCUUUUUCCAGAAGAUCUUCACGAAAACAUAGGAAUUAUUCCAGAGAGAUGUGUCAGGCUGGAGAUGGCAGCACUUACAAAGGAUAUGUGUCCAAGUCGGCAUACGGCCACAGGUGUCUCAGAUGGCGUUUUUUGGAAAACCAUCAUAAUUACUGCAGGAAUCCUGACCAGAGCUUGAUGCCGUGGUGCUACGUCCGAAGAGGAAGAAAGAUUGUGAGGGAAGACUGCAGGAUUCCCAAAUGUUUCACACCAACACCAACACCAACACCUUCACCAGCUGUUGAUACAGAGGUGACAUGUGGUGAGAGGUCCGAGCGGAGGAUGAAUAAAGUGGUCGGCGGUUCUUUCACACCCAUAGACUCACACCCAUGGGUGGCUGCUAUCUAUAACCGUAAGCGAUUCCUCUGUGGCGGCUCUCUCAUCGCACCUUGCUGGGUUCUCACGGCUGCACAUUGCUUUGAAAAAGGUGACGCCACCAAUAUCAGGAUCUUGUCUGUGUACCUGGGGAAGACUGCCAUCAAUGAGACAGACGCUGAGAGGGAGCAGAGCUUCACUGUGGAAAAGUUCAUCAUCCACCAGAGAUUUAACGCGUCCACCUAUGACAACGACAUAGCACUGCUGAAAAUCAAAGGCAGCAAUGGACGAUGUGCCGUGAAGUCGGCAUCUGCAAGAACAGUGUGUCUGCCUCCGUCUCACACCCAGCUUCCUGCAGGAUUCCAGUGCAGCGUUGCAGGAUUUGGGAAGGAGAGAUUCUCUGCGUGGGAUUACUCACAGUACCUGAAGAAGGCCGAGGUGAAUCUAAUCUCCCAGACCGACUGCACAAGUAAAUCAUACUACGGAGAUCUCAUCACCAAGAAUAUGAUCUGUGCUGGAAGCCCGGACUGGAGCACUGAUGCCUGCAGCGGCGACUCUGGCGGUCCGUUGGUGUGUGAGGUGUCAGGCCGGAUGUUUCUGUUUGGGGUGGUGAGCUGGGGGGAAAACUGCGCCAUGAAAAACAAACCGGGUGUUUACACUCAAAUCACCAACUACAACAAGUGGAUCGCAGCAAAUACAGAGCUCUCCGACUACACUCAGGGAAAAAUGUAUCCCCAAAAAUGAAGCUGUGACAGAAUUUGUACAUGAGGAAACGCUUUGGCAGCACUUAGGACUCUGUAUUCUUGAUCCUCUGUAUGGAAGCAUAUCGUCGCAGCUAAUGGAUACUGCUAUUAAUGUAUAUUAAGCUGGUUUUGUACAAUACGUUUUAUUUCUGUAACUGUGUAAAUAUAUUUUGUUACUUACUUUGAAUGUUCAUACUAAGACUUACUUUUUAAGAAACUAUUAAUAUCCAGAUUAUUUAUAAUUUCAUUCAUUUCAUAUGUAUUCCAUUUUGUACAAGGGUGUCCCCUGUGGUUGAAUGUCUUUUUUUAUAAUAAAUAAAGCCUUUGUAUUAUA
This is a messenger RNA of Solea senegalensis (Senegalese sole), 1677 nucleotides long. RefSeq names its product plasminogen activator, urokinase a (gene plaua). The transcript has 11 exons. Gene Ontology annotation, biological process: regulation of cell adhesion mediated by integrin; plasminogen activation. The record is from RefSeq and is a predicted model, not a curated record. Gene Ontology annotation, molecular function: serine-type endopeptidase activity. The coding region runs from base 196 to 1344 and encodes 382 amino acids. NCBI's taxonomy places the organism in Eukaryota, Metazoa, Chordata, Actinopteri, Pleuronectiformes, Soleidae.